ACUACACAAUACUAUACUACACAAUACUACAGUAUACUACACUGCACAAUACUAUACUACACAAUACUACAGUAUACUACACUGCACAAUACUACACAAUACAAUACUGUACUACACUAUACUACACUGCACAAUACUAUACUACACAAUACUACACUAUACUGUACUACACUGCACAAUACUAUACUACACAAUACUACACUACACAAUACUACACUAUACUACACUGCACAAUACUUCACAAUACUACACUAUACAAUACUGUACUACGCAAUAUUACACAAUACUACACUAUACAGUACUGUACUACACAAUACUAUACUACACAAUGUUACACUACACUAUACAAUACUGUACUACACAAUACUACACUUCACAAUACUUCACAAUACUACACUAUACAAUACUGUACUACGCAAUAUUACACAAUACUACACUAUACAGUACUGUACUACACAAUACUAUACUACACAAUAUUACACUACACUAUACAAUACUGUACUACACAAUACUACACUGCACAAUACUAUACUGCACAAUACUACACUGCACAAUACUACACUACACAAUACUACACUAUACAAUACUGUACUACACAAUAUUACACUACACAAUACAGUACUACACAACACUACUGCACAAUACUACACUACACAGUACUACACAUUACUACACAAUACUACAGUGCACAAUAUUAUACUGCACAAUACUAUGCUACACAAUAUACUGCUCCAUACUAUACUACACUACACAAUACUGUACUACACAAUACUACACUGCACAAUACUAUACUACAUAAUACUACACUACACAAUACUAUGCUGCACAAUAUUAUACUACACAAUACUGUACUACACAAUACUAAACUACACAAUAUUAUACUACACAAUAUUAUACUGCACAAUACUACACUACACUGUGAUAAUGCGGCAGUGAUUUCAGGUCUGUAAUCUUUCAGUUGGCCAGCAGGGGGCAGAUUAACUGCACUAUCACAUUUACACCACGUGAACGUCUCUCUGCUUUUUCGGUUGAAUUGUGUGUGUGUGUGUGUGUGUGUGUGUGUGUGUGUGUGUGUGUGUGUGUUAGAAAAUAUUAUUAUCCGGUUAGCAGUUAGCAUUAAACAUGAAUAGUUUUAUAUCAGAGAUAUUUUUGUCUCCUGUUCAUCACCUGUGAGCUGAAGCGGAUUUCAUUCCCUGUGUGUGUGUGUGUGUGUGUGUGUGUGUGUGUGUGUGUGUUUGUGUUUGUGUGUGUGUGAUUAUAAAGGAGUCCUGUAAAAUUAUAUAAAUAAAUAAAUUAAAACGGGAGCGCGGCGCGGUCACGUGAGUCUCUAUGGCAACGCGACUUGUCAUCAGUGCAGCUCGCGCUCAGGUUGCAUAUCAGAUCUGUGUCUCUGUACAGCAGAGUAAAGUGUGUGUAGUGUGUGUAGAGUGUGUGUAUUAGCGGAUCGCGGCAGUGAGGAAAAUCUGCAGAUCUGAUAAACACCAUGAGCCAUUUAACCCCGGGGCUGAUUGGAGCAUAUAACAGUCUGACUGAUAAACACCUUACAGCAUAUUUUAACAAUGCACGAAUACGGAGACAUCUGCAGAGAGUCGGACUGAUCAGCAGGAGUGGGCGUAUCGUGUCGGAGAAGGAGUUCAGGUAUAAGGUCAUACACAGAGACCAACAGCGACACGUACGGGAAUGUCUCGCUCAGGCCAUAUUCCACAGAGUGCUGGACAUGGAGCGUCUGCAUCAAACAGAGAUCAGGAGGAAACUGGAGGAAUUUUCCAGGAGAGAGCGAGUGAAUAAAAUGAAGGUGGAGCGCUGUAACAGGUAUGAGGACGAUCCGCUCAUCUUCCUCUCUCCACGCCCACCGACCCGACUGAGGAAUUCACACGCUCAGCAUUCUGGGCCAGAGAGAGAACCAUCUGACUCCACUGACUCGUUGGGCUCGUCAAGGCCGAACACGGCUCCAGAGAAAACUCAGCGCCCGGUUCGUCUGAAGCCUCUGAACAGCAGCACUCCCACAUCAACCAAGAGAAACUCGUCUCGUUGCCAGAACCACGACUCGACUAAUGACAGGGAACAACCAAUCAGCUGCAUAUUGGACAGAGAUGUGAUGAGACACUUGACGCUAACAGAUUUCUCCAGCUCUGUCUCCCCGUAUCGACUUCCUGUCAUUAAUAACUUUGUGACCCCUGUACCUCCGCUGAAGAGGAAGGAGAAAUUACAAAAUGGGACUCUACGAGGUCGAAGGUUACGACCCACUACUGCCCCCAGUGACGCUCCUGACACAAAGGAGGGUGCUGUUCAGCGGGCGUGGUCUCGGAGUGCGGUGUGGGUGAAGAUGGUGUAUUUUGGGAAGAGUGUGCACCUGUCACAUGACCUGAUGGAGCUGAAGGAUGAGGUGAAGGUUUUCCAGCAGCACUGUGGGGGAGAAAAUCUCUGUGUUUAUAAAGGAAAACUUAAAGAAGGAGAGUCAUUUCAGUUUGUGUCUCGGCGUCACCGUGGUUUCCCCUUCAGUCUGACGUUCUACCUGAAUGGGCUGCAGGUCGAGCGUCUCAGCUCCUGUUGCGAGUUCAAACACAGGAAGAACUCACGGCUUGGAGGACGCCACGCCCACUUUGGCUUCUCUGGGGUUGAAGGAGCUGCCCCUUGCUACAGGUGCAUCAUAGCGAUGGGCCUGGAUAAAAAACCCACUCCACCAAAGAGGAUGAGAAAUGAUCUGCUUGUCUCCAAAUCCUGGGAAAAGGAGAAAGAAGAGGAAAAUCACUCGAAGUCUGAAUCCAGCCAAUCACACGAUACUGAGACCAAGAGAAACACCAAUCAGGAGCACAAACACAAAAACGGUUAUGAGGAAGACUUUGAGGCUGAUGAUGAAGGUCCCAUGGAAGAUGGAGUGGAUGAGGGAAAUGAAACAUCUCCAUCACUCAGCAGAAAAGAAGAGGACAAGAGAAGAAAGGAUGAAAAUGGAAGUGACAAUUUGAACAGAAACAAAGUGAGAGGAUCAUCGUCAGUCUCCUCUGGUCUGACCAGCAGCUCGUCUAGCAGUGAGGAAAAUGAACAUGAGCUUGAUGAAGAACAGAAAGAAGAGGAGCUGAAGCCUAAGAGACACAUGGCCACAUUAACAUCAGAAAAAGAUGCAGAGGAGACUGAAGACCUGCAGACAAGCAGCGUGUCUCUGCCUACCGAGGAUGAACCCCAAAAUCGGGAGACGGAACAGACAGAGAGGGUUGAUGGAGAAACUGAAGAACCCAGAGAAGCUGAGGAACCCACAGAUGCACCUGUAGAAGCUGAAGAACCCAGAGAGGAACCUGGAGAAGCUGAAAAACCCAGAGAGGACCUCAGAGCAGGAACAGCUGGAGAUGUGAAUAAGGAGGGAGACCGGGCCAAGUCUGUGCAGGAGAAGUUAGCGGCAGCCAUUUUAAACAUGACUGAGUGUGUCUCUGAACCUGAACUCAGUGACACCACCACUGAGGAAGAUGAGUUAGUGUCGUUCGUGAGCCAGCGAGAAGGUCCAGGAGCUGAGCCUGAAAAUAACGUGGCCCAGCUGACAGGCGAUGAAGAAAAUGGAUCUGAACCUGUGCAGGAGGCUGAAAUGGAAGAAGCACAUAAAGAGGAACCCAAAGAGGAAAUCAAAAAGGAAAUACAUGAAACACCACAACCUGAGACAGUAAAAGAGGAGGAAGAAAAAGACACCAACCAAACAGAAGGAAUAAUCCAAAAUGCAUCCAACGAAGACGAAAGUGCGCAAGAUGAGCAGAACAGUGGUGAUGAAAAAGAAGACCAAAAACCAGACGUCAGGAAAGACACAACUGAUGAGGAAGAAGGACAAAAGCAAGAGAACAAUAAUUUCACAAACGAGGAGAAUAAAUCAAAUGAAGAACCUGAAAUGAUGAAAGAGCCAGAGGAUGAAGAGCUACCAGAUGGAGAAGUGCCUAAAUCUGAGGAAUCAUUUGGACAAAAACCAGAGAAAGAGGCUACAAGUGAAAAUGCUGAAGAAACCAGAGCAACUCCAGUGGAGGAAGAGGUCAACAUGAUAGAGGAGAUCACAGACCUUCAGCUUGAGAACCCUGAAGAAACAUCCAUGAAUCAUGAAAAUGUGGAUCAGAAUACUGAAAAAGAAAAAAUAAAUGAUGAAGAGCCGAAUGGUGGAGAAGAGGUGUCUGCUGAUGAUAAGGUCACUGAGGAGGUCAGAGCUGAUGAUGAGGAAACUUUUGAUGAAGAAUCUAGAAAUCGGAGGAAUAAUUCUGAGGAGACAGGAAAUUACAUCACAGAUUGUGUUGAAGGCAUUAUGGAAGAUACGGAAUUAGAAUUAAAGGGUUCAGCCAUAAAUGAGGUGAACAGUGAAGAUGUGGCAAGUGAAGAUAAGAAAUCAGAAGAAAGAUUGGUGGUAUUUGUGACUGAGGGAGAAAAAGAGCAGAGAGAAGACGGAGGUGGAGUUGAGACAGACGUGACGGAUGGAAUGGAGGAAACCAAAGACCAGGAUCCUCAAGUUAAGGAGGAUGAGAACACAGAUGAAGGAAACAAGGAUGAGGAGAAAAUCGAUAAAGAGAUGACUGAAGAUAAUGCAGACCAAAAAGAGCCCACUCCACCAGGUCAAACAUCAGAGGAAAAAGCAGAGGAUGAUGUGGGAAAAAGAGAAGAAGAAAAAGAAGAACUUGCAGCAGAGAAAGAUGCUGAGCUAAAGGACAGAGAUGAUGAUAAACACGCAGAAGAGCUGAAGGAAAAGGAAUCUUUGAAAGAAACUGAGGUUGGAGAAAAUGAGGUAGAUGAUAUGAGUGACGGUGGUGAAGAAAGGACAGAUGUUGGUGAAGCUGAUGCAGAGAUGCAGAAAAUAGUGACAGAGCAAGAAGACGACAACAAAGAAGAACAGAAAGACAACGCUGAUCCCACUGUUCAUGAAGCUUUGCAGGAAACCACAGAUGGACCUGACAUAAAACCAGGAGAGAUCAAAGCAGAAAAUGGAGAAGAAACCAUUAAUGUAGACCAGGAGGAGCCUGACAAGAAGGAAGAAGCUGGACCAGGGGAAGGUGAGGGAACUUCUGAGACUAAUGAAGAAGAAAUAAAUCGAGACAUGACUAAAGAAGAAGGUGUGAAAGAUGAAGAGAUGGAUGAUGACAAUGAGAAAGAACAGGACCAAAGAGUAAUACAGCAAGAGACUACCAAUGAAGAAGAAGAAGAUGAAAAAGAAGAGGAGGAUGUUGGAGAAGAAGAGAUUGAACAAAAACAAAAUGUACAGCAAGAGACAACAAAUGAAGAAGAAGUAAAUGAUGAGCAGAAAGAUGAAUUGGAGAACAUUAAACCUCUAAUAUCAGAGAACAGUAAUGAUGCUGCCACUGAGGAUGAAGCUCCAUCAGACACCAAAACUCCUGCAGAAGAUCCUGCAGGUGCCGAGUCAGAACCCAAGGACACGAAUGUUGACCUUGAAAAUAGAGGUGAAGAAGAGAGCAGAGCAGGAGAUGGCAACCACAUUCAGUCAUCUACUGAUAUUAAAAAGGACAAAAGUGCUGAUGCUGCAAAAGAAACCAGGAGUGUAGAAGGCAGCACUUCUCCUUCAGAAGAAUCUCAGCCUCUGGAGAAAGUCCUGGCUUUCAAAAGAGAGGAGAGAGAAGCUGAACUUAUCGUUGCUCCUCAGACAGAUCAUGAAGAGCUGGUAAGUAACUGGGUGAACAUUCACCAAGCCUCAAACUAUUUUGAGACUUUUGUUGAGCCGCUGGAUGAGAUAAAGGUCCUCGACAGAGAGAUGACAGUAAACGCUGAAGCUCUGGAAAUAGAUGAAACAAUACUGAGUCCAAAAGAGUCUCACAGAAAUGAAGAAUCAUCUGAGACUGACAAGAUCAGCCUGCCAGUGAACAGCGAGCGUGAGGAACUUGAGGACACAGUGGUGGAAAACUUCAACAUGGAGAGUGAAGCUUUAGGAGCAGAGGGUCAAACUAAUCCAUUCUCCAGCAACUCAGCAGAAGAAGAAGAGGAUCGAAGACAAAUGGAUUCUGUGCAAACUCCAAAAGAUCAGGAAGAUGUUGCUGUAAAUAACGUCAUGAACAUUUCAGCAACACCAGUGAUGAAGAUUGAAAUUAGCCAAGAUAGCUAACAAUUAUUACAGCAUCAUCCGUAGCCCUGAUCUCAGAUUCUCCACCAUCCUGACCUCCAUUAGUAACCAAUAAACACCAUGAGGAUCUGUGAAAGUCAGAGUUAUGAUCUGUAGAAGAACCACAGUUACUCUAGAACCAGUCUGAGUUUACUAAUGCAGAACAUUCUGGAAUCGUGCUUUGAAAUUUUAACUGUUUUUCAUUCACCUUCAUCAAGUCUCUCACGUUCUAUCAGCUGGAUCUCAGAUGUCAUCAAAGGGUUUGUUUCUGAUUGAUCAGCUCACGUGAUGUUCAGUAGAUGACUGACUGCUCUGCGUCUCUGUGCACUUGAGGGCAAAAUAUUCAAGCAGAAGGAAAAUUUUCUUUCCUUAAAAGUGAGACAGUGAUGAAGCUGUUUGUAAAAAUAAACAGCAGCAAUAAAUCCAUUCAUUUUCUGUAGCGAGGAGGCUGGAGCCAAUCACAGAGGACUUGGGGAACAGGGCUACGGGGUGCCAACCCACGCACACACACACACACACACACACACACACACACACACACACACACACACACAAAAAGCAAUAAAUAUGUUGAUAAAUAAUAAUAUUAAUAAUAAUAAAAUGUCGAUAACUAUGUACAUGAUAAUUACAUAAAUUUGUUCUGUUAGCUAACUAGCAUGAAGGCUAAUAAACGCACCGUAUGGUUUUCACACUAACUAGCACUUUACACAAAAUUGAACAGAUUCAUACUAUAACCUCAGUAUCUUAUUUUACCAUCUAAUUAGCAUUAGCAUGCUAGCUCGUCCUCUAGGAUUCAUCAGACUGCUCAGGAUUUCUCCAUCUGAAUAAAAUUAUAUUUAAUUUAAUCAGUAAUCAUAUAUUUAUAUUCUGUAAAUAAACUGAUGUAUUUUUCAAGAAGAAAUAAAUGUAAAGAUAAGAGACGUGACACAUCGAGACACAAAACUGAUUCCAGUUUCAUCACCAAACUUUAUCAUAAUUACUCAAGUGUACAAUUUAUAGUUUAUAAAAAGUUUACGAGUUUAUUCUCCGCUGUUCCUCUCACCAAAUCGUCCUGUGGCAGAAAUCAGACACCACUGAACACUGACUAAAUUAUUUAUACUGACACACACACACACACACACACACACUUCAAACAGAAACUUCAAUGCCUGGACUUUCAUCUUUGUUAGUUGUUUUAUAUAAGAUGUUAAUUUCACUGGAUGCGGUGUUCAUUACUGACUCUCGGAUUAUUCAUGUAUUUAAAGGAUUCUGAAUUUAAAGCUGAACUUUGACCUGUUGUACAAUGUUUCAUUUUUCAUCUGUAAAGAAAAAACACUUCCUCCUGCAGUCAGGACCAACGACUUACACAAUACAAUAAAAUAUUUAAAGGCA
Ictalurus punctatus (channel catfish) is the source of this 7441-nucleotide messenger RNA. It is a transcript of the gene erich3, whose product is annotated as glutamate-rich 3. The coding region runs from base 1484 to 6073 and encodes 1529 amino acids. The record is from RefSeq and is a predicted model, not a curated record. Lineage: Eukaryota; Metazoa; Chordata; Actinopteri; Siluriformes; Ictaluridae. The transcript has 14 exons.